Molecule: messenger RNA, 2142 nt
Organism: Fusarium coffeatum
Lineage: Eukaryota; Fungi; Ascomycota; Sordariomycetes; Hypocreales; Nectriaceae
Exons: 5
Coding region: 1-2142 (713 amino acids)
Biological process (GO): vesicle-mediated transport; intracellular protein transport
Cellular component (GO): membrane coat
Molecular function (GO): clathrin binding
Source: RefSeq, a predicted model, not a curated record
AUGUCGAGCUCCGCCGGUGGAGGGGACUCCAAAUUGUUUGCUCGAGGCAAAGUUGCCGAGCUGCGCCUCGAGCUCAACAGCGGAGGGAAGAAAGAUAAGAAUUAUGCGGGCAAGAAGAUCGCACUCAAGAAGAUUGUGGCCAACAUGACCAUGAGCAAUAAUGACAUGGUGGCUCUGUUCCCUGAUAUCAUUGGGUGUAUGGGCAUUCAGAGUUUAGAAAUCAAGAAGAUGUGCUUCUUGUUUCUGGUCAACUAUGCCAGGAUGAGACCUGAGAUUGCCGUAAAGGCAAUCCCUGUACUAGAACAUGAUAUGGAAGACCACAAUCCUUUGGUACGAGCAUUGGCUCUUAGGACAAUGUCGUACAUUCAUGUUAGAGAGUUUGUCGAAGCUACCGUGCCAAUAGUCAAGCACAUGCUGAAAGAUGGCGACCCCUAUGUGCGAAAGACGGCUGCAUUCUGCGUAGCGAAGCUUUACGACCACGAUCGAAACAUGGUGGAGAACUCUGAUUUAAUCGAUCGACUGAAUUCGCUUCUUCGCGACGAUAAUCCCACUGUUGUUGCCAGCGCAUUGGCCGGCCUGAUGGACAUCUGGGAGCGCAGUGAUGCCAUCAAGCUCACUAUUGACUAUAGCAAUGCCUCCAAGAUGGUGGCUAUUCUACCUGACUGCUCUGAAUGGGGUCAGACAUAUAUCCUAGAGGCUCUCAUGUCCUAUGUGCCACAAGAAUCCGGAGAGGCGAUACUCCUGGCCGAGCGGAUAUCACCACGAUUGUCGCACUCUAAUUCGUCCGUCGUGUUGACCUGCAUUCGGGUAAUUCUGUAUCUGAUGAACUAUAUCGCCGAUCAGAAGCAGAUCUCGGCUCUUUGCAGAAAGCUCUCACCACCUCUUGUCACACUUCUCGCAAAGGGCCCUGAGGUACAGUAUCUUGCCUUGCGAAAUGCCCUGUUGAUUCUCCAGCGGCGACCAGAAGUACUGCGAAACGACAUCCGCGUCUUUUUCUGCAAAUACAACGAUCCCAUUUAUGUCAAGGUCACAAAGCUUGAACUCAUCUUUAUGCUCGCCAAUGAGGAUAACAUCGAUGAAGUCUUGACGGAAUUGCGAGAGUAUGCCACCGAGAUUGACGUUCAUUUUGUGCGCAAAGCGGUGCGCGCCAUCGGUAAGCUGGCAAUCAAAAUUGAGCCGGCGGCACGAAGAUGCAUCAACCUACUCCUCGAGCUUGUCGCAACCAAAAUCACAUACAUUGUGCAGGAAGCUACAGUUGUUAUCCGAAAUAUCUUCCGCAAAUACCCCAACCAAUAUGAAUCCAUCAUCAGCACUUUGUGCGAACAUCUCGAUUCUCUGGAUGAGCCCGAGGCUAAAGCAGCCAUGGUUUGGGUGAUUGGCCAGUAUGCAGACCGAAUAGAGAACAGUGAUGCUCUGUUGGAAGACUUCCUAUACUCGUUUGCCGAGGAGCCCGUCGAAGUACAGCUUGCUUUGCUCACAGCUACAGUAAAGCUUUUCAUCCAACGACCGACAAAGGGACAGGAGUUGGUUCCAAAGGUCCUGAAAUGGGCAACGGAGGAGACUGAUAACCCCGAUCUUCGAGAUAGAGCAUAUAUGUACUGGCGACUGUUGUCGACGGACAUGAAUGCAGCCAAGCAGAUCGUCAUGGGCGAAAAGCCCGCCAUCACAGCCGAGUCGGAGAGACUUGACUCGACGACACUAGAGGAGAUGUGCUUGAAUGUGGGAACACUAGCGACGGUUUAUCUGAAGCCAGUGCAGACUGUUUUCAGAUCUGCGCGACCACGCAAACUUCAAGACUCCCCAGCACUACAGAAGCAAAACCUUCUUGUUGGAGGAGACAACCAGAAGAGUAUUAGCAUGUUUGGUAACGGCGGAGCAGCAACUGAUAUCGAUCCAAGAACCCGAAAUCCUACAUCGGGUGAGGGUCAAGCGAACCUCGCACAAGCAGUUAGCGAUGCGGACGCCUACUUCUCGGGUAUAGGAACGCAGCAGAUGACACCGAUGCAUGUUGAUCAAGGUGAUGAUGUCUUUGGAGGAGGUAAUGGUCACUCAACGGGUUACGUUGUGAGCGCGCAUGCCCCUCAAGCUGUGCUUCAACCAGCCCAAGGUGCUGGCAGCAACGGUGAUUUGUUAGUGCUGUAA